Spodoptera littoralis (African cotton leafworm) is the source of this 987-nucleotide messenger RNA. Lineage: Eukaryota; Metazoa; Arthropoda; Insecta; Lepidoptera; Noctuidae. The record is from the annotation of a GenBank genome assembly.
AUGACGAUGAGUCAGGUAUCAGUUAUGAAACUUUAUAAUACAGUGGUGGACGACGUGAUAGCAGGAGUAAGGGAUUUUUUUCUGGACGAUGGUGUCGACGAACAAGUGCUGCAGGAACUAAAGCAAUUAUGGAAAACAAAGCUGCAAGCUAGUGGGGCCAUGGACCCACCACAGCCUGAACCACCCAUACCGCCGCCUCCAGCACUACAAAACUUUCAAAAGGCCAAUGGUAACAAUGUAUUACCUAAGAGAACUGAUACACAUUUGGUGCAGCAAGGUUCCAGCCAAAACUCAGGUGUAGAACAUGGUGCUCCAGCGUCUAACAUAGCAGGCGCACACCCGCAUCACGUGAUGGAUCCUAAUAACAAAGUGCCUGUGCAACUCACCCUACCAGCCCAGCCUGGUGUGCCCGGCUCGCAACCUCGUUCAUUUACCAUCCAGAUUCCUGCAUCGGCCUUAAACGGCAAUAAAUUACAUCAAGUGCUCACUGGCCCUAUCAUAAAUGCAACUAUAAGCCUACCUCAGCCUUUAGCUGCAACAUUAUUACAGCAACACAUUAACUCUGCACUUGCUGGCCAGCAAAAUGAGUUUGAUGGUGGUGGAGGUGGCCGCAGUGGAGCUGCACCCUUCUCACUAGAUGGUGCUCUUGAUUCUUCUGAUGAUGAAGGCUCAAAUGGUGGAGAUGGAUCAGAAGAUGGUGCAGGAGAUGACGAUGAAGAUGAGGAAUCUGCUGAAGAGCGUGCUGAGGAAGAGGAGGAGGAGCGGGAUGAGAGUGGAGGUGCUGAGGAGGAACCCCUUAACUCUGGCGAUGAUGUUUCUGAUGAAGAACCCGGUGACAUGUUUGACACUGACAAUGUGGUGGUUUGCCAAUAUGAUAAAAUUACUCGGAGCCGCAAUAAGUGGAAGUUCUACCUUAAAGAUGGUAUCAUGAACUUAGGUGGGAAGGACUAUGUCUUUCAAAAAGCAAAUGGUGAUGCGGAAUGGUGA